Chrysemys picta bellii (western painted turtle) is the source of this 2151-nucleotide messenger RNA. The record is from RefSeq and is a predicted model, not a curated record. Lineage: Eukaryota; Metazoa; Chordata; Testudines; Emydidae.
AUGGGCCUGAGGUUAAAACCCACCUCCAAAAUAACAGGAGAAGCUCCACCAGGAAAUACAUCACUGGGAGAACGUACUACAUAUGGAGAUCAGUGUGGUGGCUUCCUCUCAAAUCCAUCUGGGUCGCUUUCUAGCCCGUAUUACCCUGGAAAUGGUCUCAUCACACAGUGUGUCUGGCAAAUACAAAUAGAAUACAAUCGCAUAGCACUUGUCUUCUCUUAUGUUAGUUUGAACUGCUUUCAGGAGUUUAUUGAAAUCUAUGAUGGACCCCUGUAUGCAUCCCCCUUACUUGGGAAAAUCUGUAAUGGGUCAAAUCUCAGCUAUGUAUCAUCUUCAAACACACUGACAGUUCUAUUACACAGAGACUCUUAUAACUCAGGAUAUGGGUUUUCUGCUUAUUAUAACUCUAUGUUCCCAGCUCCACCAGGAAAUACAACACAGGGAGACAGUACUACAUAUGGAGAUCAGUGUGGUGGCUUCCUCUCAAAUCCAUCUGGGUCACUUUCUAGCCCGUAUUACCCUGGAAACGGUCUCAUCACACAGUGUGUCUGGCAAAUACAAAUAGAAUACAAUCGCAUAGCACUUGUCUUCUCUUAUGUUAGUUUGAACUGCUUUCAGGAGUUUAUUGAAAUCUAUGAUGGACCCCUGUAUGCAUCCCCCUUACUUGGGAAAAUCUGUAAUGGGUCAAAUCUCAGCUAUGUAUCAUCUUCAAACACACUGACAGUUCUAUUACACAGAGACUCUUAUAACUCAGGAUAUGGGUUUUCUGCUUAUUAUAACUCUAUGUUCUCAGCAAUAAAUGGCUCGUGUGGUGGCUACCUUUCCACAGCUGCUGGAUCAUUCUCUAGUCCAUUCUUUCCUGAAAACUAUCCAGUGAAUGUAAAAUGCAUCUGGAGAAUAGAAGUCAAGAACAAUUAUUAUAUCAGACUCAUCUUUAAGCAUCUUGAGCUAGAAGCUUCAUAUAAUUGUGCUUAUGACUUUGUUGAAGUCUAUGAUGGUCCUCUCAAUACAUCUCCUUUACUUGGGAGGAUUUGUGAUGGUUCAAAUUACACAUUUACAUCAUCUUCAAAUACAAUGACUGUUCUGUUUUCAAGUGACUUUAGUUAUACAAGAAGUGGAUUCAGUGCUUACUAUGAUUCGUUUCCAGAAAAGAACAAUGAUACAGCACUGUCAUGUUCUGGACAAUAUAUGCGUGCAGUCAUUAACAGAACCUAUCUGCAGUCAUUGGGCUACAAUGCUUGGGAUGUUUAUCUGAAUGACUCAUCCUGUGGGCCACAACAGAUCACGGAAACCUAUGUUAUAUUCAACAUACCUUUUAAUGGAUGUGGUACAAUAAGACAGGUGAAAAAUAACACUAUCACCUAUUCCAAUGUAAUCAGAACAUCUCCUUCUGGUUAUAUUAUCACAAGGGAAAAUGACUUUCAGUUUCACGUUACCUGCAAAAUGAACCAGGACACAAUGGUAGAAAUAAUGUACGUUGCCAAAGGUGCUAUUGACAUACGUGAAACCCAGCAUGGCAGAUAUGACGUGAAUAUUUCAUUUUAUGAAUCAUCAAAUUUCUCAAAUCCAGUUUACAAUUCCCCAUACUAUGUUGACUUAAACCAGGAUUUAUUCCUUCAAGCCACUCUCUACAGUUCCGAUUCCAACCUGGUGCUGUUUGCAGACACAUGCAUGGCAUCUCCAUAUUCUGAUGACUUCACAAACCUGACUUAUGGUUUAAUCAGGAAUGGAUGUGUAAGAGAUUCCACCUACAGCUCAUACUAUUCACCAAUGGGAUACAUUGUUCGUUUCAAAUUCAAUGCCUUCAAGUUUCUCAACAGACAUGCUGCCAUUUACUUGCAGUGCAAGAUAGUUGUAUGCAGGGCAUAUGAUUAUUCUUCUCGAUGCUAUCAGGGAUGUUUAGCGAGGCGCAAGAGGGAUACAAGUCCUUACCAGGAAAAAAUAGAUGUUGUUGUGGGGCCAGUCCAGCGUAAAAAAGAAACCAAUGAGGACAAAAAAUCUGAUCCACACAAGAGAGAGUUUCUGGAAAAAGACGACGUACACAGCCCAUUUGUUCUUGUCACUCUGCUCUUGGCAGGAGUUGUUUUGGUUCUCACUGGGGCCCUUUUGAGAAGUAAACUGAGGAGAAGCACUGAGUAUCAAGUGCUAUGA